GCCAACCGACAGCGCUCUUCAGGUUCGAUUUUUUGAUUAGCCAAAAACCGAUCGGUUCGGUUGAAACCGUCCGAUUAACUGCUAACCUGAAAACCGUCCGCCAGCCCUACUUCGUAUCUAUAACAUUAAUUUGCCCAUCCAUUUACAGCAGCUCAGUGCUGGAUUCAACUGAGCUCUCCAAUGUCGUCGUCGUCGUCUUCUUCUUUUCUCAUCCCCCUGAAUCCGCCGCUUUCAAUCAUCCAACGCCACAAGCCGCCUCCCUCGCUUCCUCUUCUUGCGCUCUACUCCAAGCCUUCGCUCCACAAAUCUCUUGUCUGCCAUGCUCACUCCUCCGCGAACUCUUCCGAUUCCGAUCGCGAGGAAAUUCUUUGGCACCGCGAAGAGCAGCGGUGGCUCCGCGAGGAGCAGCGGUGGCUCCGGGAAGAGCAGAGGUGGCUUCGCGAGCGGGAGUUGCUUUUGAGCGAAAUUCAGUCGCUGAAGCUCCAAAUCCAGGCCUUGGAGAAGACGAUUCCGGUUGUUGGAGCUGAUGCGGUACCGACGAAUGUUGGAGCGUUGCUGCAGGUUUUGAAGGACCGGAGCUUGAUUCUAGAGAGCGCGUCCAGUGCGACUCCGAUCAUACUGGAGGAGAACGUGGAAGAGGAGGCGGCGACGGCAGAGUCACAAGCUGCUGGUGUUGUGGAGGUGAAAACUGAGGAGACGAAGUCGAAGAAGAGGAUAGCAUUGAGAGCGGGAAGCGAAGGAGAGGAGGUUCGAGAGAUGCAGGAAGCAUUGCAAAAACUGGGGUUCUACUCAGGGGAGGAGGAUAUGGAGUUUUCCAGUUUCUCAUCUGGGACUGAGCGUGCUGUCAAGACUUGGCAAGCAACAUUAGGUGCUCCAGAAGAUGGAAUAAUGAGUGCCGAAUUGCUCGAAAGGCUGUAUGUGGAGACGAGGACCGCGGUUGAAACUCUAGAUAGCAGCGCAGACAAGAAGGCAUAUGAGAGGAGCUCUCUCAAUUUUCCACUGAAGGGCGAUGAGAAUGGGACUGCAGUUCCUCUCAUGACUGGAAUAUCAGAAACCAACCAGAAAGUGGUGAAGGAUGAAGGUGCCAAGGAAGUCGAGGCAUCUAAGCACCGAGUGUUUCUCCUUGGUGAGAAUAGGUGGGAGGAACCGUCGCUGCUUAUUGGCAGAAACAAAGAACGCACUGCAAGUAAGGUGACGAGGACCACAAAGUGCCUCACUUGUCGUGGUGAACGCCGUUUGAUGUGCACAGAAUGUGAUGGAACAGGGGAACCGAAUAUAGAACCACAGUUUCUGGAAUGGAUAGGCGAAGACACUAAGUGUGCAUAUUGCGAAGGCCUUGGGUUUAUAACUUGUGAUGUAUGUGAUGGUAAAACAGUUUCCUAGGUAGGUUGCUCUCCACCAGUAUCGAUUUUUAGACUUUUAGACGAAGUAGCUGAAAGAGAGCAUAUACAGAAGCCAACUCGUUUGCCUGUAAUAAAUAAUUCUUACAGUAUCUCAUGUAUCAACGUAUGCAAGGAACAAAAGCAUAUUUUGUGUACGUUCCAACAUCUGCAUAAUAUUCUUACAGAAAGCCAAAGUGCGAUAGAAACCAGUUAUAAUCUCGCUUAUUCCUAUAACAUCUAACAAAGGACCAUUCCCGUCACUGACCAAAUAGUUCCGGCUAACUCUCUACUAGUUCCAGCUACAGCAUCUAGUAAGAAGCAGAAUGGCCUACAGUACAUCUAGUGCUCUCUCACCUAAUUUAACACGUCUGCCCGAGCCUGAGGGUCUGGCAAAAGCAAGGGUAUCGUUUCUUUUCAUAGAAUGAAUUGAUAAAUUCCAU
Linum trigynum is the source of this 1822-nucleotide messenger RNA. The record is from the annotation of a GenBank genome assembly. Lineage: Eukaryota; Viridiplantae; Streptophyta; Magnoliopsida; Malpighiales; Linaceae.